CAACGCUGGCCCCACAAUCCUGACCACACCAUCGGCGUCCGCAUUCUUUUGAUUACGAAAAACGCUAGCACAAGCCUUCGUUGACAUUUGUGCCUUCUGGGUAUAAGUUCGACCAUCAAAACUUCGUGAUCUCAUUGCUUUUGUUCCAAUCUUUUCUUGUUCAGCCUCCUCGGAGAACGAUAGCCAUGUCUCAGACCACAGUCCUCAAAGUUGCUAUGUCAUGUGAAGGAUGUGUUGGGGCAGUGAAAAGAGUUUUGGGAAAACUGGAAGGCGUGGAAACAUAUGACAUUGAUUUGAAGGAACAGAAGGUGACUGUCAAAGGAAAUGUGCCCGCAGAUACGGUUCUGCGGACUGUAUCCAAAACUGGGAAGAAGACUGCCUUUUGGGAUGCUGAAGGAAGUGUUGGCCAAGCCUAAAGCUGUAUUUGCCGGGUCAUUGUUGCGAAUGUUAAUUGGAUUACUGGUUGAUUCCAGGGGUGAAGCUUAAGGAGGUAUGCUUGAGGCCGCUAUCUGCUGAAGAGGGGGGCAGCAAAGUUGAGGAAUGAGCUGUAUGUGGAACUUGGGACUUCUCUCGUACGAGUGGGUUAUUUCCACAGGAUAUUAUUUAAAGGUUGAUUUCUGUAAUGCCUUCAGUAAGUGCUGCUCGUGAAGAUAUUAUGGUCUGGUGAGGUAACUCUAAUGGCUCCUUUUCUGUUAAAGUGCUUGCUUUAUGAUAGAGGAGAAUCCAUGUGCUUUGAAUGACCCUGUUUUUAAUUACAUUUGGAAGUGGGAGGGUGCUGAGGGAAUUAGAUUUCGUCUAUGGCUGAUUUACAAUGAUUAACUCCCUACUAAUUUAUGGAGGAGUAAAUGGUCUGAUUGUUCUGCUCUCUGUGAUUGGUGUAAAGCUGACAUAGAAGAUAUUUUGCAUGUAUUAAGAGAUUGCCCUUGUGCAUGGAAUAUUUGGGUUCAGAUGGUACCUAGAAGGCACCAACCAUUUUUCUUCAUUGCUUCCCUGGCUGAGUGGGUUAGCAUGAAUCUGAAGAAAGAUUUUAGUGCUGACAGUCAGAUUGGAAGUUAAUUUGGGCAGUGACAGUUUGGAAACUAUUGCUAUGGAUAAAUGAGUACAUUUUCAAACCCAAUUUCAGCAAGCCUCAUAAUCCGUUCUUGACUAUUUUGCCUAUAAGGAAACGGUUGUGUCAACUGUCACGGAUGGUAACUGUCAGGUAAGAGCAGGGACCGGUAAUGAGAACUCUGUUUAUUUGGUUGCCCCCACAAGAGGACUGGAUUAAAAGUAAGGAAAAAUGACAGGUAAGGAUCUCAUAAAAAAAAAAUUAAUAUCAAAUUAGAAUCUCUUCACAGUUAAAGUUAACAAAUUCAGCACUUCGCUCAUGUUUCAGCAAUAGAAAUCUAUAAAAAUAUUGACUUGGUAUUAAUCUUAUUAUGAGGUCUUUAAUUGUCAUGAGGAGCUAUUAUGAGGCACAGCAAAGGAACUUGGAUUGCCGGGUUUUCACCGAAUCUGGGAAAAUGCACGCCAAGUGAAGCUGAGGAUUAAGGCUUGCAUGGGAUAUGGGUUUCAAGAAAAUUAUCUUGGAAUCAGAUUAAAAAAUUAUAACUGAUAGACUGUAUGGGACGUGUGUUGACAUAGACCACUGCUCACUCGUGUUUUUGGCAAUCACUAAAUUGCUCCAGUACACGUGGGACGACAACAUAACCAAGUGGCAGAUAGAUUGGCUGAAGAGGGGAUCCAACACUCGCUGUAAUGACUUGGGAGUCCUGGUACAAAAAGAUUUAAUGGGACUUAGUUCCCCUACUGAUUAGUUUCCUUUCCCUUUGGGGCUUGGCUCACCUUUGUAUUAAUUUUUAUUUUUUAUAAAUUUUGUGAACUCAUGUUUCAGUUCUACGUUGCCCAAAAAAAGGGGAAAUUAAUAAUAAAAUUCUUUUGAAUAUAAA
Messenger RNA from Prosopis cineraria, 1928 nucleotides. Its product is annotated as copper transport protein ATX1-like. Gene Ontology annotation, molecular function: metal ion binding. The coding region runs from base 186 to 416 and encodes 76 amino acids. NCBI's taxonomy places the organism in Eukaryota, Viridiplantae, Streptophyta, Magnoliopsida, Fabales, Fabaceae. The transcript is spliced from 4 exons. The record is from RefSeq and is a predicted model, not a curated record.